This is a messenger RNA of Varroa destructor (honeybee mite), 7355 nucleotides long. RefSeq names its product gamma-aminobutyric acid type B receptor subunit 2-like. The record is from RefSeq and is a predicted model, not a curated record. Gene Ontology annotation, biological process: G protein-coupled receptor signaling pathway; gamma-aminobutyric acid signaling pathway. Gene Ontology annotation, molecular function: G protein-coupled GABA receptor activity. Gene Ontology annotation, cellular component: G protein-coupled receptor heterodimeric complex; membrane. NCBI's taxonomy places the organism in Eukaryota, Metazoa, Arthropoda, Arachnida, Mesostigmata, Varroidae.
AGCUCGCGGGCUCCGGCUGUCUGUACAUCGGUCCCGGUCGAACCUACACACACACACUGCCGCUAUUUCGCCGUUCAGUGCCGUCUCCACGUUGAGUUUCUAUAAGAGUGGAAUCGCUAGUAGAUUGGGAUAGACUAACUGAUUCCGACUGCAACCUUCUGCCGCACCAAUAACAACAACCACAGCAGAAAUUAUGGUUGCUAUUUCUUCUAUCUUCUGUAAUUGUAUUAUUCUUAUGCAUACGUCCAUUACUUUGUCUUCGUUGUCGCCUUCUUCUUCCUGAGCCACAAUUCACAUAGCAAUUACCGAUUGCAGCUCUAUGGUGGUGCUGCUGCUUUGGUUUGCCUCGUGACUUUAUUUAACCGAGUCGAAUGUUCUGCUUAGUAGAAAUAACCUGACUGGACACCGUAGCUGUGACAGGGCGUGCGUAUGUGCUCUCGUUUACAAAUUAGCGGUUAUAGUGUACUUCCAAAUUUAAAUGUUUGUAUUGUAUAGGAAAAAAAAUCUUUGCUGAUAUGUCGUCACAGGUUGUCCAUAGCGAACGCAAGAUAAACAAAGCUGUUGUGUAACUGUUGCCAGCUUAUGUCUAGACGACGCAAAAACGCGUCCGGCAAAUCCUCGUUGUUUGGAUCGACGAAAACGGUUAGACGAAAGACAACUUCAUUAACAACAGUUACAACAACUUCUAAGCAUAUUGCGUCCGCAUGUCGCAAAAACUGUUGACGCUCAGCUGCGAAGUACAACCAUCGUUGGUCUCGACGAGCAACAGUUAUAGUUACGAAAUUGCGUUCUGUAAAAAAAAUAUCCAACGGCAAUAACUUCGGCAACAUAACAAAUCGUGCCACAAACGCAUGUGCUGUUGCUGGCCCCUUCUAUGAAGUCAUGCAAGGCCGUACUUUGGCGCAAUUAGCAGCGUCGAGGUUGUGCUUAUUUGCCUUACGAUUGCCGCCGUACAAAACAAAUAAAGCUGUAACGCAACUUCGAUUACUUUCUUCACCAUCAGAUCAUCAUCCAUGUGUUCAUUGCGCGUCAUGAGGUCAACGCCGAUGUUGACGAUGACGUCUGUGAGGCCAAUGCCGACAACGACUUCGUUCUAUUUGCAGCUGCAACAACUAUCUUUGAAUGUUCAGCUUUCAGCGUGGCUAGAAGUUGAAGUUUUCUUCAUUCGGGUGCUGCAGUGACGACGGCUGUAGCAAAAAAAAGCAGCUACCCCCCAGGUCUCCAUUCGUUUCAGCCAGCGGGAAAAAGAACAUGCCAUGCCCCAUCAUCAUGCUCGCGCGUAUGUUCUUCUGCAGUGGCGGGCAAGACUACAAUUCGAAACAGGCGUGCUACCACUGUUGCUACUGCAUCGUUAGUACAACUUCCUACCUCAGAAGUAAUAACAGUAACUGCGGCUGCGGGGGCAGUUUCCGCGGCAGAAGGAUCGCCAAGAAGAGGCCAAUGUUAAAAUGUGAUUUGUUGUGAGAGUGAGUUGUAGCGUGAUUAACACGACGACGACGACACCGACGACGGCGGGCCUGCUUGCAAAGCUGAGGCCACCAGCGAGAGGCCACCGAGUAUGUCCCUGCUGUGGGACCUGGGGUGGCCCCCCUCGAAACACAAGCCCCCGGACGUUGCGGAGCAGCUGCGUUGCCGAAAUCGUAGCCGUACCCGUUGUUGCCGAUGUAGUCCUAUCACGGGUCCUGCAUACGGUGGCUUGGCCAGUCAUUUGAGGGUCAGCCCGAGCCGCGAUUCGGCAGCAGACGUCAACCUAAUAGUGGCCCGAUUAGUAGCAACAACAGCGUCAGUAGUAAACGUGACGACGAAGCUACAGUGGUCAACUAGCUCUCAACCUGGCUUUUCUCGUCGUCCAUGGACAACCUACGCUCAACUUUUUGUUCAACUGUUAUCUUUCUUGUUACCGAUAUCUCUAUGUGUGUCGUGUGCUCAAGGCGUAGAUCUUCAUAUCGCAGGAUUUUUUCCAACGACGUACAAUCUUAGUGAAGGCGCUAUCGGUCGCGGGGUAGUUCCUGCAGUCAAUCUCGCCCUUGAACACCUCAAUAACGCCACGCAGUUUCUGCCAGGAUAUACGCUUGCUAUCCAAUGGAAUGACACACAGUGUGAUCCCGCCGUCGGUAUGAAGUCGUUCUUCGAUAUGGUUCACAGCCAUCCAAAGAAGUUAGCACUCUUUGGAGCAGCAUGCAACGCUGUGACGGACCCCAUCGCUAAAGCGUCUCAGUUCUUUGAACUUAUACAGCUGUCGUACGCCGAUACGCAUCCGAUGUAUUCAGAUGAGAAUUAUCCGAACUUCUUUCGCGUCGUACCGAGCGAAGCGGCCUUCAACCCAGCAAUGGUAUCAUUGCUCAAGCACUUCAACUGGACUCGCGUCGGGUCGCUCUACCAAACUGAUCCCCGUCACUCGCUGCCUCAAAAUAGCCUCCACACAGAACUCGAUAAAGAGAAGAUUACUAUUGUCCAGAUCGAGGGCAUUGGUGAGGGGGACGAUAUAACAGAUGAGCUGAAUAAACUCAGGGAAAUAGAUGUGCGGAUCAUUUUGGGUAAUUUUGACGAGGAGUGGGCUCGCAAAGUGUUCUGCUCUGCUUAUCGAGCGAAAAUGUUUGGCCGGAAGUACCAGUGGAUAAUUGCAGCAAUGUACCGAUCGAACUGGUGGGAGGUCCCUCAGGCUGAUGUAUCUUGUACCCCCGAAGAGCUCGAGGAGGCCAUCCACGGAUAUAUAGGACUUGAUCUUCUACCGCUUAGCACCAAUGAAAAUAUCACCGUCUCAGGAUGGACGCCUAGCGAGUACGAAGCGCAGUACAACAAGUUACGUAACAAGGAGUAUAGUCGCUUCCAUGGAUAUGCGUACGACGGCAUCUGGACUCUAGCAUUAGCGGUACAUAAUGUCAUCAAUAAACUCCGCGCUCAGGAGACGCCUGGAAGUUCGACAAAAGUGACGGAUUUCCAAUACCGAAAUAAUACUUGGGGUCGGCUCUUUCGAGAAGCUCUUAAUGAGACCGACUUUACUGGCGUAACGGGCCCAGUACGAUUUUUCAAGAAUGAGCGAAAAGGUCAAGUGUUGAUCAAACAAUUUCAAAAAGGUCGAGGAGAAGUUAAAAUCGGAGAGUUCGAUUGUCUCGAGGAGCGACUCGACCUUAAUAAAGGACAGCCCAUCCUGUGGCGAGAGGGUAGGGCCCCUCCAAAGGAUCGCUCGCAGGAGGUGGUUGAACGAACACGUGUUAAUCCAACAAUGUAUGCAGCCGUCAGCGUGACGUGCAUCGUUGGCAUUUGCCUGGCCACUGUUUUUCUUGCGAUCAAUAUCCGCUUCCGCAACCAGCGCUAUAUCAAGAUGAGCAGCCCUUACCUCAACAACCUAAUCAUCGUGGGCUGUAUGCUGACGUACACCUCGGUCAUUUUGCUCGGCAUGGACUCAGGCUUCAUGUCUAUCGACCAUUUUCCCUACAUCUGUGCAGCACGAGCGUGGGUGCUCAUGUCCGGGUUCACGUUGGCGUUCGGUGCAAUGUUUAGCAAAACGUGGAGGGUGCACGCUAUUUUUACCAACAUCAAACUCAACAAGAAAGUGAUCAAGGACUAUAAACUGUUUAUGGUCGUUGGCGUAUUCCUUUUGUUAGAUAUCAUAAUUUUAACUACAUGGCAAGUUGUCGAUCCGUUCUAUCGAGAAGUUAAGCGAGGGGAUGCCGUGACGUCAGAUGACGACAUCGCGGUAGUUCCCGAAAUGGAGUAUUGUCAAAGCGAGCACAUGACUAUCUUUCUGGGUAUUGUGUACGGAUACAAGGGUCUUCUAAUGAUCUUUGGCUGUUUUCUCGCAUGGGAGACUAGACACGUCUCUAUACCAGCCCUAAAUGACUCGAAGUAUGUGGGUAUGAGCGUGUACAACGUGGUGAUCAUGUGUUCCAUCGGAGCGGCGAUAUCGUUUGUGCUGAGAGAUCAUCAAGAUGCUGCCUUUAUCAUCAUAUCGGUGUUCAUUAUAUUCUGUUCCACGACUACUCUGUGUCUAGUGUUUGUUCCCAAGUUGGUAGAGCUUCGGCGUAAUCCGGCAGCCGGCGAGCAGCGCGUUCGGGCCACCCUGAAGCCGUUAAAGAAAUCGAGGAGGGAUUCCGAUGAGGACACCAACGCAAACCGGAUCAAGCAACUGCAGGAUGACAACAUGCGCUGCAGGACGCGCCUUGAAGAGAAAAGCAAGGAGCUUCAGCAGUUAGUUGCCCAACUUAAUCAACCAGAUCCGGUGCAGAUUGUUAUAACAAAUUCGCACCAUGAGUCGAACGCUGGUGCCAGCAAAAUCAAACCCAUAAGUACAAGACCUGAAGUGAGCUCACCCUCGCAAUCCCAGAAUAAUUUCACGUCACAAAAAGCAACAACGCAAGAGUACAACCCCAGGUUAGAAGAGUCUCAAGCCUUCCGAUCGCAUCGUCAGGACUCAGUGAUAUCGAGUUCGGAGGAUACCGACAAUCUGGUACAUCAUCACAAGUCCGACAGCAGAAAGCUUUCAAUGGCGUCGCUUCAGGGCAGUCUGCUUGUGGCAACCUCGAUACUUGAGGGCGCAGUGAACGCAUGCGGAAACGUUGGCGUAAGUAACGUUGGUGUAGAGUCAGUGGUGGCCACUGGCGGAGGCGGCGGAGACGUGGGCGGUGGAGGUUCGAGCCUCCAGGCGACACAAACGCUUCGGCCUUUGUCGCUGAUUUCAGAGGUGCAGCAGAUGAUGCAAAGCCAGCAAGUGUGCUAUCAUUCAGCAGGUGGCGGUCUUGGAGCUACCGGCCGAGAUGAAUUCGAUGAUGAUUGUAUUGAUGAGGGACACCACAGUCCCACUGGCCAUGAAGACCGGCCGCACAGCCAGGGCUGUUACGGAGUUGGUGUAAUAUGUUCGUCGCAGAUGAAUUAUCGCAAUCGUAGCUACGGGGUAGAGAGCGUCACUUCUGCCAGCAAUAAAGUCGUCUCUAACAACAUUAUCGACUGCGGUAUAAACGGCGUUAACAUGUCAGUCAGUAGGCUGAAUCCUGAGUGCACUUGCAUCGUUGGCGCAAGCGACCACUCUAUAGACUCACGUGUGCGGCGACGAACGAAGAGCCUUGGCGCUCUACGACAAGGGCAGGCUCAGGUUGACACCGAGGUCGAAGGUCACACAGCCUCGCAGGCUGACAGCGGCACGAACAGCGGCGCAACCUUGCGUGAUCUUACAGCAUCGUCUCAAUUUCUACCGUACCUUUUCUCGAACCAAAGCGCCGUACAGCAACAACAAGAUGGUGGGCACCAUCCGACCAACUUUCAUCACCCUGGUAGUGCCGCCAGUGGCCUUAAUCAUCAAGAUCGGGCGGCCCUCUUCGCAAGUUACCCCUCCGUUAAAUGUGAUAUAGUUGAGUACUUAUGAUUGUUGCUCGGUUAAGCAGUAACUAUUCCUACUAUUAUAUUAUUAUAAUCAUAGCAUUAUUACACAACAAAUGCACGUAAAUGGGACGAUAAGGAAAAAUUCAGCGGUAACUGUAAUGAUCAAGUGGAUAUAGUGAUAAUUAAAGGAGGGGAAAAUAUCUAGCAUGGUUUAGAUGAAGUAUUCUAAAUAUUACCGGCUUCUUCGCGAUAUAUUAUUGUACAAACAGACAGUGUUACACAACAGUAUAGAAGAUCAGUGACGGUGAAGAUUCGUGACAAAUGCUAGUUAUGAAUACUGCUUUACGCGACUCUGAGAUUUGCAUGUGAUCUAAUUGAACAGCAGUAGCAGCGAGAGCGUCCGCUUGCGCAAGAAUAUCUAUCUCACUAUAAAACUCUACGAUCCUCUGUUGUUUAACUCAGUACGUUACGUUGACCGUUGUAUGAAAUUAUCAAUAACGAAAAUAGAGCGUCGUGUGAACGUUAUAAGUAUAUUCGCCAUUUUGCUAAACCCAAACUUUUCAUACACACACACACACACACACACACGAAUAUGUGUUUCUGUACACACGUGGAUCUACAUUAGCUUUGUUAAAGCAGCAAUUGUCAGGGUCAUGCUGAUGGGUAGCGGUGGCGUAAUGAUAGACGAUAACAUCAAUUCGACAAUUACAGAAUUCAUUGACGUUCUUUCUGUGUUUAUGUGUGUGUGUGUGUGUGUGUGUGUGUGUGUGUGUGUGUGUGUGUGUGUGUAUAUGAAAGUGUACGAGUUUAUGUACUGAGUGUAUGCUCCCUUGCGUACGUGUGCAUGUAUUUCUAAACGACGAAGCCUAAAAAUGUCUAUUAUGAUUAAAAAAGAUGAAAAUAGUAAAGUUGUUGAAAGGAAUCGAAUUAAAAAUUGUUGUGGCUAUCCACUUGGGUGUGUGUUGCUAGAAACUGCGUAAUGGCCCGUGCAUGCGGCGACCUAAAGCCCAUGGCAACGGAAAAGGGUAAGCCAAACAUGCAUGAAAUAAAGCACUGGACAACACAUUGUGGAACAACGAAGACAGAUGCUCGGAAGAUGCAGGUUGAAAAUAGGCAAAUUGGCCAAACAACAACAACCUAAGGAAGUCAAGCAACUAAAAAGUUUAUUACCAACCACUUUGUGGAUGAACUAUGUGUUUAGCGAUCACUGACAAACAAACGAAACGAAACGAAACACAUUAACAGCCGACUACAAUGAGAAAAUAAAGGAACGCCGAUAAUGCCACGCCAUUUUCUACAAAGUUUUUUCGACCGUUUGAUUGAGAUUGACAGACGAUACGAUAAGAAAGAAUAUUAGACGAUCGAGGACGGCAUGAGAGGCAACAACAGAUAUAAACAAAGACAAAAAGAAAACGAAAUAACGAUGACCAUAAGCAAGCACGAAACAAAGCAAUCGCAAUGGAAAAAACUAUUGACUUAAGUAAACAUCGGCAAUCUUACUACUGCUGCUGCUGCUGCUGCUGCUGCAACGAAUUGCCAACGACGAUGACAGCUUUGUACAUAAAAACACUAGAUGACGAUUAAUUAUAACAAGCAGAUGGACAGGACGAUUCUUUAACAACAAAGCAACACGAAUGGCGCUAAAAGUAAACACCAUCACCACCAAAAACAACAGGAAAUUAUAGGUUUUGACCCGACCGACCGCCGCAGACAAAAUCCAUAUCGAAAAAAGACUAUGUACAAGAAAAAGAUGGUCAAAAGAUAGCGGAAGAUCAAGAAGAGCCUAGUGGAAGUGUGUAUGUUCUAACAGUUUAAAAAGGAUAAAAGUCAUCUAUAGCGAAACAACUACAGAUGUAAACAUUGGCAAUCGGUAGGAAAAUUGAUGGCCAUUAAUAAUGCCCAGGCACGAAGUGGGUUAGACUAUACGACCACGGGCCAGUAAGAGUGAACUAAAAUGAAAGGUUCAAUUUGCUGAACUGCCCGUGCAGACAGACAAACAAACAAACAAGCAGUAGUAGCAGUAAUAACAAAAACUA